AAAAAAACAAAUGUUUGAUUAUACAAUUUUCCCUAAUAAUGGAUAGUGCUAAUGAAGAUUUAUAUUUCCAAAAACUCGAAGAAUUCGUUCGAGACGAAGAUAAAAUAGUUACUAUUCCCUACUUAUCGAGGAAUUUAAACAUUUCGAUACAAGAAUCUCAGGAUAUACUCGCUAAAUAUUUAAAGGAUCAACGUAAAUUGGAGCCUAAAGAACUCAAAGCUACUUAUAUAGUAACCGGGAAUGUUAAAGACAAGGGAAGAGGUGUGUACUUCGUGAAAGAGGAUGAAUUAAAAGACAAGAGGGCCCUGUUCGAUAAGAUUGAUAGUGAGGUAUUGUUUAGCCUACAGAAAACCCAGCAAGUUGAUUUUCAUGUAAUAUCUUUAGUUAAUGAUGUAGCUGAACCUUCCGAUGAACCCUUAUUGGGCUCGGUGAUUGGCAAAAACUGCGUUAAAAGAGCCCUAAAGGUGAAGAAGCUCCCGACUCCACCUCCCAGCACAGUGAAAGGAAAGUCCUCCGCUUUCUUACCGAAAACCGAUAGUUCCAGUUCGAAUGAAAACACCCGAAAGCAAGAACCGAAGCCCAAAAAUGAAAUCUCCAGCACGCUGGAUAAACCCGCCAAAACCCAAACUACCAAGGACAAACAGCCAACGAACGUCUCCAACAAAUCGAAAGGGGUACUCUCGUCGUUCCUGUCGAAAACUUCCAGCUCUUCGAGCGUAAAAACCGAAAAAGAUAAAUCGAUUUUCAGCAGCCAAGCCAGCGAGAUCGAGGAAUUGAUGGAGGUCGAUUUCCAAGAAGAUUUCGACGAAAACACUAACGCGAUCGAAGAAACCGCGAAGAAAGAGGCCAAAACAUCGAACAAGAAGAAAAGGCAGAGGGAAACGAGCGGAGACAAAUCGGGGAAGAAAAGAAAGAGGAUAAUCGAACGAAACGGUUCAGAAAGCGAUGAUAUGUUUGAGAAAGAUGAGAGCGAUAUUAUCGGAGUAUCGGACAACGAACAAGAGAGAAUACCAUCACCUGUCGCUACUAAACCUCUCGCAGCCAAAAAUAAAAUUAGGAAAGCUGUGGAAAAUAGUUACAUGGACGAAGAAGGUUUCGUGGUAACAAAAACUGAGUACGUGUACGAAACUGCGAUGGAAGAUGAUAAUAAGGAAGUAGUAAGCGAAGUAAAGAAAGAGACGAAACCGAAGCUGGAAAAGAAGACUUCGUCGGAGAGCGAUAAUUCUACCAAAAAUUCGAAGGGCAAGAAAGGCAAGAAGAUGAACAUGCAAAACCAGCCGACUUUGAUGAGCUUUUUUCAGAAGAAAUAGCAAUUAAUAGUUAUUAAAUUUACUUAAUCUUUAAGGAUACAUCAAGUAUGAUUUUUAAAAUCGGGGUUUUUCUUUAUUUUUCCGACUCGCUAACGAACUGUACAUAUCUAACUAACAUUGGCUGUUUAUUUUUACGUUUUUGUAAUAGGCCGAUGAAAUCGGAGUGCCCAAUCCAGUGCUUAAUUCCACCGUAGGUUUCUCGCCGUCUUUCGCCACUCUGUAGGUCUUUUUUAAGCUGGUUUGAUUGUAAAAUAUUUCUAAUUUAGGUUCUUCGCUUGUCCUGCCUUUACUCUCUUGGUUUCUUAUUAGUAAUUCUUUGAGUAACGGCGGAAAUUCCAUGGUUUUCGGCAGGAUUUUCGUGUAUUCUUUCGCCGUCGUUUUGCAAUACUGUUCUUCUUCGUCUUUGGGUAUCAAUCGAUAGUCGGAUUUACCGCUGGUGUUUUGAAUUUCGAGAGGUUCCGUGUAGGUUACUCCCCUGAAAGUGUUUUCCAUCCAAACUUUUACCAAUCUUACAUCCUACAAUAAAUACAUAAAUAAGUUGUUUUGUUGUAAUAGAAGCGUAAUAAACUUACAUCGUACGUUGGUUUUUCCGGAUUCGGGAGUGUUUCAACUUUCAAAAUUUUCAUAUAACAUUUUUCCGGGUACCUCUCGAAUCGACUUCGCACUAUAAUCCUACCGACUCCGAAAUUUUUCAGAUUUCCCACGAUUUCCCAUAGCGUUUUCCCUAGGAAAUCAGUUUUCCUUCCUAUAUAUUUGUACGGCAUUAUAAUUCUCUAUUUUUAACAA
This is a messenger RNA of Phyllotreta striolata, 2096 nucleotides long. Lineage: Eukaryota; Metazoa; Arthropoda; Insecta; Coleoptera; Chrysomelidae. The record is from the annotation of a GenBank genome assembly.